AACAUGCAGCGGCAUUAGCCCCCCCGUUGCUCACCGCUGAACGUGUUAUCGUGCAGAUCCAGAAACCUUAAUGCAGUUAGCGCCGGGAUGCCAUCAAGGCUUCCUGCAGUGGCGGCGUGACAAUGACAACGUCAACCGACUGCAGGCCUGUCCCCCACCCACAUGAAGACUGUUUAGGCUGUCACGGACAACCCCCAGCAGCAUCGCGUGCAGCAUCCGUGACACGCACCUUCACCCUUGUUCCCAAUGUACUGGAGAGACUGUGGAGCGAGGUGGACCAGCACGUGAGAGGCGGGCCGGCACGUGUCGCGGGACGGCAGUGACAUUUGAAUGACACGUCAAUCCACAUUCAUCGGCAGCAUUCUAUCGCGCACUCCAACCCGCUGACCAUCCCAUGUCCUACUCACGUACACACCGUGAGAGAGGAGAGAGGAGUCAAGUUCGUCGGCAGGGCGCUAGAAAAGGGCUGGCCGUUGUUGGCCCUGCAUGCGAUUCAGGUCCGUGAGUUAGCCGCGGUCUAUGUGGUUGCUAAGGUGGUUGGGAAAGCGGUACAGGAUGGACUGAAGACUGCAGACGAAGGUGUCAUAUCUAUGCGUCAUACUUGAGAUUACAUGAAUGGCGGGAUCAGCAGGUACGAAUGGACAUGGGCCGUGGACCUCCGGGAUCCAUGAGCCGCCAGGAGUGCCCACUCUUUGCAAAAAUGCGACGGCACAGAAGAGCGCAAGGGUCGCCGACGGUACCACUUACCAGCAAUCAGCAAUGCUGAGGGCCGUGAUCUGUGCGCAAAGUAAGGGAUGGAGUUGUGGCAACGGUUGUGCGGUUGCAACAAUAACAGCCAACCAAGAAUACCGG
This is a messenger RNA of Chlamydomonas reinhardtii, 852 nucleotides long. RefSeq lists its product as uncharacterized. Bases 123 to 323 code for a protein of 66 amino acids. The transcript has a single exon. Lineage: Eukaryota; Viridiplantae; Chlorophyta; Chlorophyceae; Chlamydomonadales; Chlamydomonadaceae. The record is from RefSeq and is a predicted model, not a curated record.